This is a messenger RNA of Fimicolochytrium jonesii, 639 nucleotides long. RefSeq names its product MIR motif-containing protein. NCBI's taxonomy places the organism in Eukaryota, Fungi, Chytridiomycota, Chytridiomycetes, Spizellomycetales, Powellomycetaceae. The transcript is spliced from 8 exons. The record is from RefSeq and is a predicted model, not a curated record. The coding region runs from base 1 to 639 and encodes 212 amino acids.
AUGCGAUCUGCGGUGGUAGCAGCGGCAGUACUGUCGAUAGUAUCGGCAGUCGCAGCGGAGCAGCAUGCGUUUGUCAUAGAAGACGAGUUCAAGCACGUUGCUUGUUCCAGUGCAGUCAAACUGACUAACAAAGGGAUUGAGUGUCGGUUGAACUCGCUAUCGGUGAACUACGGCACGGGAAGCGGGCAGCAAGCCGUGACAUGCCUUCCGAGAGGGGAUGAUCCAUCUUCUUACUUUUUGGUCCAGUCUCCGUAUGGGCAGCCGGACUGCACGCGCAAAACGAGAAUCGAGUGCGGUUCGGUUUUCCGUUUACUCCAUCUGGUUACAAAGAAAUACCUUCACAGCCAUGCCGCCCAUCGAUCGCCACAUAGCAAGAACCAGGAAGUAUCGGCAUUCGAUGGGGUCGACAAAGGUGACGACUGGAAGCUGGUCUGCGUGAACAGCGCCGAGAAAUUUUGGACGAGGGAGAGUCCCGUAAGACUGCAACAUUUGGAGACUGGCAAGUAUCUCAGCGUGACUGCCGGGAACACCUACAACAUCAAGCCACCAGGGCAGAUGGAAGUUAGCGCUGCGAGUUCGACUGGGAAUGAUCAAACUUGGAUUGCUCAGGAGGGGAUAUAUUUCGGAAACUCGGACUAG